AUGGUUCGCUACGCUGCGACGGAGAUUGCUCCCGCCAAGUCGGCCCGCGCUCGCGGUGCCUACCUGCGCGUCUCUUUCAAGAACACCCGCGAGACGGCCCAGGCCAUCAACGGCUGGAAGCUACAGCGCGCCCUUACCUUCCUCGAGAACGUCAAGACCAAGACCGAGGCCGUCCCCAUGCGCCGGUACGCCGGCAGCACCGGUCGGACCGCCCAGGGCAAGCAGUUUGGUGUGACCAAGGCUCGCUGGCCCACCAAGUCUGCCGAGUUCCUGCUCGGCCUGCUGAAGAACGCUGAGGCCAACGCGGACGCCAAGGGCCUGGACACCAGCAACUUGGUGGUGAAGCACAUCCAGGUCAACCAGGCCCCCAAGCAGCGGCGGCGGACGUACCGUGCUCACGGUCGGAUCAACCCCUACAUGUCGAACCCAUGCCACAUUGAGCUCAUCCUGACCGAGGCCGAGGAGACCGUCGCCAAGGCUGAGGUCGUUGGCGCAAACGAGCACCUCAGCUCAAGACAGCGUGGCGUGCGCGUCCGCAAGGCCCUGACUGCCGCAUAA
This is a messenger RNA of Grosmannia clavigera kw1407, 558 nucleotides long. RefSeq names its product 60S ribosomal protein l17. The transcript has 3 exons. Gene Ontology annotation, cellular component: cytosolic large ribosomal subunit; ribosome. Gene Ontology annotation, biological process: cytoplasmic translation. Lineage: Eukaryota; Fungi; Ascomycota; Sordariomycetes; Ophiostomatales; Ophiostomataceae. The record is from RefSeq and is a predicted model, not a curated record. The coding region runs from base 1 to 558 and encodes 185 amino acids. Gene Ontology annotation, molecular function: structural constituent of ribosome.